Molecule: messenger RNA, 5505 nt
Organism: Prorocentrum cordatum
Lineage: Eukaryota; Dinophyceae; Prorocentrales; Prorocentraceae
Source: the annotation of a GenBank genome assembly
GCCAGUGCGGCGGACCCGCGCCAGCAGGAGUGCAGCCGCGCCGAGGCGGCCCGCCUCGGAAGCCAGCGGCCCCGCAACCUCGGGAGAGCGCUGGCCCCACCGGCGCCAGGCCAGGCCGCAGGGGCAGCCCUGGCGGCGUUGCUCCAGGAGGUCCGCCUUGCCCCGCAUGGGCGCAAGGGAGCCAGGGGAGCGCUGUACCUGCAGGGCGACCCCGGCACGGAGCCAGGCACGCUGCAUGAGCGGCGGUGGAUGGCGGGCCUGCUGCAGUCGGGCGAGCGGCCGCUCAGGAUGGAGGCUCAUGAGCUGGAGAAGGCAGAGGACAGGCACGCCAUUGCCGCCAGGCGGAAGCGCUGUGCUUCGGCCGUCGACGCGGAGCGGCAGACCCUGGCACGGUUCGGCUGGCACUUCAAGUCGAAGCAGUACCUGGCCGCGGACCUCGGCGGCGAGUUCGAUCCCAUGUUCCUCGGGCCCAGGGCGCUAGGCAUUGAGGUUGGCCUGGGAGCUCGGCAGGCUUUCGAUCGCAAUGUGAUGCCGAAGCUCAGCCGCGACCCCCCCUUGCAUCGACCGCUGCUCGCGGGCGCCAUCGGACAGCUGCUCGGGCCAGGAAACGAGCUGAGUGUGAGGGGGCGGCUCGCGGGAGGCGCCUACUUCUCCAACGCGCACCCUAAUGGGAGUAGGUGGAGCGUUUGCAGGCCAGCUGUCGGCGGGCUCUACGGCAAGCUGGACCUCGUGGACGGCGCCGACAGGCGGGACCUCCGCCCGCAGCAGACGGCCAAGAACUGCGAGGACUCCACUGGCGGGACCCCCGUCAACUAUGCGGGGCCUACGGGGGAGAAGGUCAACACCGACUGCGGCACCGCCACGGCCUGCCUGUGGAGGGCGAGCGGGCGCCCCUGCGCCCAGCAGGACCAACGUGUGUUCGUGACGAAGAAGGGGCCAACAUGCUGCUUGAGGCAGGUAUUCCCUUACGAGCUCCUGACGGAGACUGAGAAGCGCGGCAGCGAGCGCGCAGACCGCCUAGCCAAGUCGGGGCGCCAGCUGCACGCAGUGGACAGGCAGAAAGUAGGCGAGCACCACGCACUGGCAGCGUUGGUGUGUGAACUAGGACGCCGGGUCAGUCAGGCCGCCUUCGUCGAGCGAGGCAUCGAGGCCAAGGAGGGCGAAGGGCUCCCUCCUGCUGCUGAGCGGCGCCAGAUGCGUUCCGUGGCCGUCGAGGCGCCCCUGGCCGCAGUGGAGCCCGUUGGCGCGGGGGCUCUGGCCAAGCGGCCACGCCUGGAGAGCGCCCGCCCGGGGAGCUGCAGUUCGCCCGCCCCCUCGGCCAGCGCCGUCGCCUUCAGCGUCCUGGAGCACGCCCUGUCCUAUGCCAGUGCUUGGGAAUGCGAGGACACCCAGGGGGUCGUCGCUUGCUCCAAGUGCGACGCCCACGAAGUGUCAGGCGGCCGCUCGGGGGUGAGGCCCCGCCUCAAAGAGCGGCGCCCAGGCGACAAGACGGACAAGUCAAGCGGGGACCAGCGCAGCCUGCAGCGGCGGGGGCCCCAUCCUGGUGGCAGGUCUCGAGCUGCCAGGCAGAGAGUGAAGGGAGGUGGCAUCCCUGAGCCGCGUUCGCAAGGGCCAGUGCCAGGUCAUACCCAGGAGCGAUACCUGGAGUGGCGCGACAUCGCAGCGGAGCCUGCAGUGCGCGGCCCGUCCGCUGCGAGCUGUGCAGGCAAUGCUCCAGCGGCUGCCGCAACGCUUGUGGCCGCCUCGCGCAGCCUGAGCGAGGCCUCUGCGGCUGCGGCCGCUGCGCCGAGGCUCCUCCAGUUGCCACGCGACGAGCUUCUGGAGAUCGAGGGCGCGCUGCACUUCGGCGACCGCGCCCGGCACGCGCCCCCCCUGGAGGCUGCAGGAGGCGCCCCGCAGUUGCCUGACGGCUUGCCGUUGCAAGCGCAGGCCUUCGAGUGCGUCAUCGCGGGCCACAGCACGUUGCUGCGUGCCGAGGCGCCCGCCUUUGCCCCCAGCUGCGCAGGCGAGGUGGCAGCCAGGGCGCGGGAGUCCGCCCUGUUGGCAGCGCUCGAGGUGGCCCAGGUGCCUGGUGAGAGGGGCAUCGAUGAGGUGAAGAAGGCCGUCGACCAGGUGCUCGGCAAGAAGGUGUUCAUCGAGUCGCCCUGCACGCAGAAGGGCGAGACGUUCGAGGAGCAGGUGCUGGACGUCACCGGCGACGACGUGGGCGUCGACCAGGUGCUCGGCGUUAAUGCGUUCAUCGAGCCGCUCUUCACGCAGGAGGGCGGGGCGCUCGAGGAGCAGUCGAUGGACGUCAUCCGCAACGACGCGGGCGUCGACCAGGUGCUCGGCGAGGACGCGUUCAUCGAGCCGCUCUUCACGCAGAAGGGCGAGACGUCCGAGGAGCAGGUGCUGGACAUCAUCCGCGUCGAGGUUGGCGUCGACCAGGUGCUCCGCGAGGAUGCGCUCGUCGAGCCGCUCUUCGCGCAGAAGGGCGAGGUGUUCGAGGAGCAGGUGCUGGACGUCAUCAGCAACGACGCGGGCGUCGACCAGGUGCUCGGCGAGAACGCGUCUAUCGAGGCGCUCUUUACGCAGAAGGGCGAGACGGCGCUGGACGUCAUCAGCGACGACGUGGGCGUGGACCAGAGGCUCGGCGAGUACGCGUUCAUCGAGCCGCUCUGCACGCAGAAGGGCGAGACGGUGCUGGGCGCCAUCAGCGACGACGGGGGCGUCGACCAGGUGCUCGGCGAGAAUGCGUUCAUCGAGCCGCUCUUCACGCAGAAGGGCGAGACGUUCGAGGAGCAGCGGCGCUGCGCGACGGGCGCGCUGGAGACGGACCAGCCCACCCCGAAGCAGCAGAGGCUCAGGGGCCACUCGGGCUCGGAGUGCGGGUUCGUUUCGUUCCUGGACGACUUCUCGGUGGUGGCGGUGGCGCGUGCGGCCCAGGGGCCGAAGUCGGGAGUGGAGUCGCCCCUGGACUGGGCCGAGGCCCGCGCCUUCGGCGCCCACCUCGGCAGUGCAGGUUGUCCAGAUGCCGAGGCGCGACCGCUCAGCCCGUGCGCCUGGGGCCAUGGCGCGCUCCUCGCGUGGCGGCAGCAGUGGCAAGCUCAGCAGGCCGUACUGGAUGUGCAGCUGCGGAGGUUGGUACUGGGACUGGCGAGCCUCUUGCUUCAGCUGCGGGUAUGCAGCGCCGCCCUGGGCUCUGGGGUCAGCCCCGCCGCGGGGAAGCCCAAGGCCGACAAGGACGGCUGGGUGGACCAGCCGAGGGGGCGCAAAGCCCAGCUGCAGGCCCGCAGCGCUGCCUCGCGAGCGGCAUCCGCCAAGUCGCAGACCUCGGCGUCUGCGGCCAGUGGGGCGCCGAGUGGCGGUGGAGUCACGGCUGUCGAGAGGCUGCAGGCGACGGUCGAGCAGCCGGAGGCGCUGCAGGCUGGGCCGCCCGAGGGCGUGGACGGCAGCUUCACCAGCGUCGUGGCCAGCCAGCUGGAGUCGAAGCGGGCAGAGCUGGCCAAGGCCCAGCAGGCAGCAGCGGAGCAGAAGGACCUGGAGCAGAAGCAGGCGGCGCGCGACCUCGCGGAGGCCCAGCUCCAGAAGGCCCGGGAGGAGCUCGCGGAGCGGGGCGGCGCGCUGGAGGAGGCCAGCAGGGCGCUCCAGGCCCGGGCCUCCAGCAACUUCGAGGUCGCGUGGGCAGCCAUCCGCGCCCAGAUGGAGGCGGUGCGAGCGCAGCUCGCUGGGCCCCCCUUGGCCCCCACGCAAGCGCCGCGGGCAGAGUCCUGCCCCGUGGACGAGAUCAGCAGCGACGACGGCAACGACGGCAACCUCGCAGGCAGCAGCGGCCCCUGGCAGCCCCAGGCCGCAGCGGAGCGCGGCCAAGCCGAGCGGUAUGGCAACGCGCUCGGCGAGUGGCCGCAGGUGGCGCAGGCCUGCAAGCGGGAGCUGGCAGCCGAGGCAGCGAACCUGGUGCCCAGCCGCGUGGAGUGCACUCGCAGGCAGGUGGAGCCCUGCCGUUGGUCCUGGGAGGUGGGCUCCCACCCGAGCGCCCCCAAUGAGGCUGCUCGCCAGUGGAUCCAAGUAGUCGAGUGCACCUUGGUGGGGAUCCAUGGCGUCGACGACGGCGACCUACGCAGGUACCUGGGACGGGCCGAAGGGCCCAUUGCGGUCCUCAUGCCCCUCAGCGCGGCGGUCAAGCACGAGUGCCGCCACCGACACUCGGCCCCCGCCCACGCCAUGCGCCAGGCCCUCGACGUAGCGCUGCAGAGGCUCACAGAUGGCAGGAGGCGGCGCUGGCAGCCCUCGCGCGGGGCUAGGGAUUUGUGGCAGGUGGUGCUUUGCCUAGACGAUGUGGAGGCAGCCACCACAUCAGCCUGUGAGGAGGACGAGUUCGGGCCCUCGAGUUCGGCACUAGCGAGUGGAGCGACCUCGUUGGCCAAGUUGGAGUACUUGAGCAUCUCGAGGCGCGCUUGUGGCGCCGCAGGGGGGCGCUGUGCCUCGCCCACCGUAGCAGUGGUGCGGCCCCUGGAGCAGUUCGGCUGGUACCUCGAGUCAGAGCUGUGCAAGGUCGCGGACCCCGGUGACGAGCUCGAGCCCAUGUUCCUCGGGCCUCAGGCGCUGAGCAUAAAGGAUGGGCAUGGUGCUCGGCAGGCCCCCAACCGCCAUGAGAGGCGGAGGCUCAGCAGCAACCCCCUCCUGCUUCGGCCGUUUCUCGAGAACGCCAUCGGGCGGCGGCUCGGGCGGCCAGGCAUCGAGCUGGGCGCGAGGGAGCAGCACGUGCGUGGUGCCCACGUCUCCAACAUGCACCGGGCGAUGCGCAACUGCAGGAGUCGCAAGCCAGCUGACGGCAGGCUCAACGGCAAGCUGUACCUCGAUGGCUCGACCAAGGCGCAGGCCGCUACGGCCGAGGUGCUUCCGUUGGCUGGAGCGGCCCUCGGCAUCGGCGCCCCCGCCAAGCGGCCAUGCCUGCAGAGCAGCCGCUCGACGGGGAGCAGCUCGACUACCAUCUCGGCCGCUGCUGUCGCUUUCAGCAUCCUGGGGCACACGCUCUGCUACGCCCGCGCAGGCGAAGACGCCCAGGAGGUCGUGGCCUGCUCCAGGUGCGGGGCCUACAAGGUGCUGGGCAGCCGCGCAGGAGCCAAGCCUCGCCUGAAGGAGCGGUGCCCAGGGGACAAGACGAGCACGGCGGGCAGGAACCAGCGCAGCCUGUGGGCGCGAGGGCUCCAUCCUGGAGGCAGGCCACGAGCGGACAAGCAGAGAGUGAAGGGAGAGGGCAUCCCCGCCCUGCGUUCGCAAGGGCCAGUGCCAGGGCACGCCCAGGAGCGCUACCUUGAGUGGUUCGACAUGAAGGCGGAGUCUGCAGGCGGUGCCUCGACUGCAGCCAGCAGCGCAGGCAGAGGCCCAGCUGCUCCCGCGGCAGUGCUGGCGGCGGAGGUGGCGGAUGCCAGCGUGCCCCUGCAGCAGCCAGCUUCGAAGGGAGCUGAGCGUCUCGGCAUGCGCGGAGACACCGAGGGGAGGUUGGCCGCCGCGAGCAGCACG